UAUGUGUUUGUCACUGGCUAUUGAUAUAUUCAACACUCGUCGUCCACUCCUUUCUCAGUCUCUCUCUGAUCCUGUCAGUGUAGCUAUUAUGCUUCAAAGAGAGGGUGUCAUAACAGGACAAGUAUUGGCUAGUGUGGAAUCAGCUAGUCCCUCUGUUGCUAGUCAACGUGAAGUCCUGUUAGAUGCUAUUAUAGUAGCUAUUCAUGGUAAAUAUAGCAUACUACAAACCUUUGCUAGUGUGUUGUGCAAAUUCACUGGUAAUGUAAAAUUAGGAACAGUUAUACAAAGAGACUAUGACAAAGCAUUUAAUAACAAAAAUCAAGUGAUAUCUGACGAUGAAGCUCAGGAAUCUUCUGAUUCUGAUUCCAAGAAAUUAACACCUACAAAUGUUGCUCCACUUUACAUUCCACAAUAUAAAAGUCAAGAUUUUGAUGUCCUUUCUGCAAAAUUUGCUAAAAUGUUUUCUAGCAUUCGCAAAGUUAUUUCUAAAUGUCCUCCUCCUUUAGAAGAUCUUAAGACAUUCAUUGAAGAUUUUAACUCUGACCUGGAAGCAGAAUUAAGUGCAAUAAAAAAUCUUCAAGGUGUCAUGCGUCUAAUUAGAAAAAAUUGCAGUCUCAUCAAUAUUGUAAUUCUUGAAGCUGUUGUUGAGCACUUCGAGAUUGAUGAUGCUCAGAAAUACAUUGAUGAUUACAAGAGGGAAAUUGAUGAGUCGUGUCGUAAUUUAUCAGUUGAUUUGUGCUUGAAUGAGCCAUUUGAUGUAGUUAGGGCUAGUCCUCCUCUUAAAUGUGAAACAGCUACUUAUGUACUUGGAUGGGAAGCUACUGAGCAUAAGCUAAAGGAUGUUACAGAUAUCGUAUCAAAAUCUUCUGGUAAAUUUGUGAAGCUGGUUGACAUCAAAAGCACUCAUUCCAUCACCAUCACAUGCUCCUUCCCUCACUCUCUCACUGGAGCUCUCAUUAUAAAAUUGAGUGAGAAUCUUGAGUUAUUAAUAAAGAAUGGUCUAAUGAUGCUUACUGUUGGGUACUGCACAAUAUGGAAGAAACAAAAGAUGCAAGAAAUACAGGAACCACUGGAAGAGGAGAUAAAGGAACAACCUCAUGAUACAAAGAGACAUAAAGAACUGAAAGAAACUGCACAGCAACUAACAAACAUACUUAGUGAAAAAGAAAAGGAAUUGAAUAAAAUUAAGGAAGAAAUACAUGAAGAACUGUCAUUAAUAAAGAAAACUAAGACAGUGUUCCCUGCAUCGGCUAAUCUAUUCUGGUUACUAGCUUCUGUAGACUUCUCUCAAAUUGCUAUGUCCACAAAAUCUCAAGUGGGAACGAAGCAACAAAGUCAAAAAAAGUCUGAUGUUGUAAAACUACCCAAAAAGAAAGGGCCACAUUAUCCAUCAUGGUUAUUUGCUCAUUUUUGUGAUGAACUGGUCUCAAUUCUCAUUAAAGAUCGUGAUCUUUUACUUCAUCUCACUGAUUCUGUUACGAUCAAUCUACUGAAGCACCCAGUUGACAUGAAAAAAAUACAGCGAAAUUCACAUUCCAUUAUUGGAUGCAAAAUGCUUGCAAAUGCUGUCUUGGAGUACCUUAGUAAAGCAAAAUGUCCUGAUUAUGCCAUAUGUGAUCUUUUGCUUAUACUCGAAAGUGAAGGUAAUGUAGAACUAACAUCCUUAGUAAAUGAAAUCAGAAAACAAGCUGAAAAGCACUCAUAUAAUAUUAAGCCUAAGACCAAUAUCCAGGUUUUUUUAUCAGUAGCUCAUGCAAGCCCCAAAUGUAUUCAAAAUUUUCGAACCAGUUUCCAGUUGCCUCUUGAUCCAAAAUGCUCUCUAAUGGUAGUUUCAGAGUUCAUACCAUUAAAUAAAGUCACACUGAAAGGCGAGAAUACAAUAGGUCAGAUGUCACAAUUGUCUAUUGAUGAACUCUGCAAUGUGCCACCUUCCUCCUGGAUACUAAUAGAAGGUGUAUCUGGCAUUGGAAAAUCUACAUUAGCCUAUGAAAUGCUUAAGCAGUGGAAGGAUGGCACUGCUUUGCAGAAUUAUUCUUAUGUUUUAUUGUUACGUUUUCGUAAUGAAAAUGUGCAUCAAUAUUGGUCCCCAUCAAAAGUAACACAAUUAAUUCAAGAGUGCUUAAAUGAGCAAUAUCAUGAGCAACCAGAUAUAUUGAGCAACAGUGGCCAAGAUUUGCUUUUAAUUUUGGAAGGCUAUGAUGAACUUCCAAAGAAAGAGUUAGAAUGUCACGCACAAGUUUUUUAUCAAUUGAACAGAAAUUUUCACAAUGCUGUGGUCGUUAUUACAACUCAUCCUUCAUUUUCAUACCAACUCUCUGAUAAAAUUUUGUUUGCAAAGAAAAUUGAAAUUAUUGGAUUUGAUAAACCUAACCAAGAUCAAUACAUUAAAGUAGCUUUUAAAAAUGAUAAAGCUAAACAGGAUCAGUUUAAAGAAAGCAUAAAAAGCUGUCCUAUUAUUGCACAACACCUUAGCGUCCCCCUACACUUAGCCAUAAUGAUCAAGGUAUUUUCAAGUAGUACACAAAAGCUACUACCUCAAACAAUAACAGAAUUGUACGAGUCUUUUGCAAUGAUCUUAAUUUGCAAAAAUUCACCCCAAAACGAAGAAAGUAUCUUUAAAAAAUGUUGUGAAAUAGCAUAUGAAGGUUUACUCAAGCAACAAAUAGUAUUUGAUUGUGAUGAGACAAACACUCUUGGCUUAAUGCAGAGAGAAUCCAAAAUACCAGGCAAGGAUGGGGGAAUAAAAGCAGUUUCUUUUCUUCAUUUCAAAAUGCAAGAAUUCCUGGCUGCUUAUCACAUGCAAGCUGAAUUUUUGUUAAAGGAACAAAAGAAACUUUUUGAAAAGUACAAUAGUCAUCAACAACUUUUUCCUACAAUGCACUUCUUUUCAGGGCUCACAAAGCUUCAAAAAGACCUUCACAAAAUUGUCAAACUGACAGGUGCAUAUACAUUUCCCCUUGAUCAGUUUUAUCAUCUAAUGGAGAUAAAAAAUGAUGCUCUGGUUUCUGAAAUGCUGAAUGAAAAUGGAAUGAUUGAUGUGUCACGUGUAUCAAGAGCUAUUACAGUGCAAGAUUUCUACAUAUUGGGGAGAUGCUUUGGCCUUUCUUCAUGUUCUUGGAAGUUUGGUUUUACAAUUCGUGGCUUAACAAGUGAGCAUAUGAAGAUGUUUGUAUCUGGCUUUACUGAUGUAUUACCUUAUGUGCAAUCACGACAGUCUCCGAAUCUCGAGCGUAUUGUUUUAUCCCUUAACCCAAUUGGUAAUGAAGGACUAGCUACCUUCCUUAGUUUACCACGAUCAGUUUUACGUACAAUCACCGAAUUUUUUUUACGAGCUGCAUCGUUGAUGAAUAAUGACUGUUUUAAAGAUUGCAUAACAAAAUUUGAGCAUUUUCAUGCAUUAGAAACUUUUCUGUUUCAUGACAAUGAGUUUAAAGAAGGUGAGCAGCAACAGCUAAUUGAUGUCCUCUGUACAUUGAAACACCUUGAGAAAGUUUCCUUUUCCAGCCUCAGCCCUCAGGAAUGCUUCACUCUUUUAUCACAAUCUCAUUUAACUGAGCUGGAGCUUUAUGAACUUUCUUUUGAAUCAGUUGAAGAGUUGUUGAUCUCAUUAACUCAAUGCAUGACACUUAAAUGCAUUGAGUUAUAUCAGUCUCCAAUAACAAAAGAAAUUGUAGAGAGAAGUCUUCGACAUUCUUUGCCUCACUGUACAUUCAAGGAAUUGAAACUGAUCAAUUGCAAAAUUGAUUCUAAAAUGGCCAAUUUAAUUAUUGAUGCAGCUAUGUAUAGUCCAACACUUCAAGUUAUUGAUCUAAGUGACAAUGUCAUUGAUGAUGAAGGGGGUUGUUACAUUGCCAGCAAAUUGUGUGCACUUUAUCAAAAGUUGCUGCCAAGUCCAGCAAAAAAAAUUACACAGCUAUUUUUACAGCAUAAUUGCUUCACUGAGACAUCCAUUAAAGAGUUUACAUGCAAGUUAAUUCAGCUACCUUAUACCUUUACCAUACACCUCUCACUGCAAUGGAAGGAUUACAUUGAAACCAAAUUGAGACAUGUUGAAGAAUUGCUACUAAUAAAUGUUCAAAAUGAUAAUUUAGUUCUACAAGCUAGACACGAGCCACAACAUGGCACCCAAGCUCCCAGUGCUACCGAUAGUACUAAUGAGGAUGAUACAGAGUCUGGCUGGAAUAAAGUCAAAAAGAAAAGAAGAGGUCGUCCCUCUAAAUAAACAAUUGGUUUUAAACAUUGCCUUUCCUUUGUUUGUCUCCUUUUAUGGAGUGCUUCAUUUUGAUUAUUUUGUUUAUGUGAUUGAUAUCUGUUUUUAGUAGCUUUAGUUAUGGCUAGCUGUUAUAAAACUGUAACAAUACACAUUAUUAUUAUUGUUAUUAACAAUAAUAAUAAUGUCUUAUAUUUUAUUAAUUUGUGUAAUUAAUUACUGUUUUGUAGUAGUAACUGACUAUUGUAGUUAUUACCUGGGCCUGAGCAGCCGGUUGUUUUGUUCUUUAUUCGUCUGUGUGUGUAUCCAUUGUCUAUCCUUGCACAUGCUAUUUUAGUUCUGGUUGUGUACUGUUUUUAUUGCUACAAAGAUAAUUCUUUUUAAAACUGAGAA
Molecule: messenger RNA, 4603 nt
Organism: Amphimedon queenslandica
Lineage: Eukaryota; Metazoa; Porifera; Demospongiae; Haplosclerida; Niphatidae
Exons: 12
Coding region: 2-4222 (1406 amino acids)
Molecular function (GO): protein binding
Source: RefSeq, a predicted model, not a curated record